AUGGCGAAAGCUUCCCAUACAUUGCAAAAAGGUGCUGUCGUCCAGCACACCGCCAAAGCCCAUAACCUGAAAGGUCAACUGCCUGAAGGGAGCAUGGAAUCUUUGGCAACAACCAUUCGUUUCGUCACGCUGAACUGCCGAACACUAUCGAGUGAACUCCAACAAACCACCCUGUCUAGGCUUCUGCGAUAUCUCUGUGCGCCUUUUGCUGCACUGCAGGAAACACACAUGAGAGAUCGGCCCGUCAUCAGCAUCGAAAAUUACACCAUAUACUGCGGCGAUGCUGAUGAGAACAAAGUAGGUGGUUGUGUGAUAGCUGUGAGGAACGAUUACAAGAACCUGGUGGAGGAAUUUGGCUCAACGUCGUCUAGAUGCGCCUUUUUACGACUGCGGGAUCGCGGAGGACGUAAACUCUGGAUCGUAAAUGCUCACGCACCUACGGAAACCGCUGAGGACAACAGUAAGGACGCCUUCUACGAUGAACUCAAUGCGUUGAUGUCUAAAAUACCAAGCCAGCGAGUGGUCAUUGUCGGAAUCGACGCAAAUGCGAAGAUGGGACUCGAACAGCAAUCCGAUGUGCUAGGAAAAUGGUACUAUGCAACGGAGCGCACGUCGGACAACGGUGACCGUUUGGUCGACUUGUGCGAACAGACGGGCCUCAUCAUCGCUUCCACGUUUAAGAGGAAUCAUCGACGCCAUCAGCUCACGUGGCAGGAGUCAACCCUUUUGACGCCUGAAGAGCAGCGCAAGCGGAAGAUGAGGACUCUUAAACUUCAGCUCGACUACGUUCUGGCGAGGAACAUUCCUCAGUCAGAUAUCCGAAAAUCUAGAGCUGUUUGGGACGUCGCGUUCGACUCUGACCACCGUCCAGUUCUUCUCAGCUUCAAGAUACGGUUCCACAAGAGAAACAGAGGAGUUCCUCUUCAACCGAAAAUCGACUUGGCAGGUCUGAAAGACGAUGAAUGCAGAAGAAAAUUCCGCCAACGUGUGUCUAUUCAUGUUGGAGCACGGACCAGGAAGAAGCUUAGCGAUGCGGAUUUCUUCACAAAGUACAUCCAGGACGCCGCAAGGGAAAUGCUCCUGGUUCUAUUGCCGCGGAAGAAGUUUGCCUUUGGAUCUGCGGAAACAACAUCCACAUACAAUUCUGUAUGUGUCGCGCGCAGCGCUGGUGACUUCAACCAGGAAAAGCGUCUUAGAAGGAAGGUGCGUCGUCAACAAGACCGCGAUAACGAAUGGACGUCAAGAGCGAUGGAGUUUGAGAAGGCGUGGGAGGGCAGGAACCCGCGGAAAGCCUAUGCUCUACUAAAACAAUAUAGCGGCAAAAUGAAAAGAUCCUGUCCUCAACACUGCCAAUGGGGAGGAGCCACCGACCGAGUCGGAGGUUCUAGUCUGUAUUCAAAAAACGAAGAAUGGAAAAUCUGGCGGAGACGAGGGGUUAUCGCAGAAAUGCUAAAAUAUCUUCCUCCGUCUGGGAUUCGUGAGAUGACAAAGAUCAUCCGUUCAAUAUGGAUAGACGAAAGGAUACCUGAUUCGUGGAGACACGCUAUCAUAAUUCCCCUCCACAAGAAGUUAUCCGUCACGGACCCCAGGGAUUAUCGAGGAAUCUCUUUGCUGCGUGUUAUGUACAAGGUAUUGGAGCGCAUUAUCCUGGACCGACUCAUUAAACAUCGCGAAGAAACAACGCGCGACGAGCGAGCUGGCUUUCGUCCUGGCCGAUCUACGAUUGACCAGGUGUUCAUCGUCAGGAGAGUGAUCGAAAUCUGGCAGCGGUAUUCGAAGCCAAUGCAACUCGCGUUUCUGGACUUUGAAGUCGCGUUCGACUCUCCUCACCGAUGCCUUCUUCUCAACGCACUCCGCGCCGAUGGAAUACCAGGAACGUUCGUUCGCUUGCUUGAUGACAUGAAUCAACGAACAACUGCUGCAGUUCGAACACCAGCCGGAUGUACAACACCGUUUGAAGUGGUAACUAGAGUAAGACAAGGGGCAGUGGCAGGACCUUUCCUGUUCAAUUUCGCAAUCGACAUUAAGCGAAGAACAGUCUACCAGUGUCCUGGCGACAUUGUCUUAGCACCAUCUGGGUGCCCCUUGACUGACCUCGAGUACGCCGACGAUGUUGUUAUAUUCGCGGAAAGCAGUACGAAACUUCAACAUGUUGUCAACCUUGUAUCUAAGCUGGCUGCAGCCUACGGACUACGCCCACGCCCUGAUAAAUGCAAGCAGAUGUGGAUCUCUUCGAGACCACGAACGGGAAUCAGGGUGGACGGACAACCGAUAGAACUCGUCGAUGAGUUCCGUUACCUAGGCUGUACGCUGAAGAACAAUGGCAGCUACGAGAGAGAUGUCCAGCAAAGAUGUGCUAAGGCCACUUCUGCAUUUAACUCCUUAACGAAAUGCCAGUGGUCGGACCCCAUCACCAACGAAGUCAAGCUGCGAGUCUACCUAACCGCAAUUCGCCCCAUCAUUAUGUACGGAUCGGAGACUUGGGCAGCACCACCAACGGUUAUGGAGAGGCUUGACUGCACGGAACGAAAGAUGCUUAGACGGCUAUUUGGCUACUUUUGGCCUAGGACGAUGAAGCCCUGGUCAAGAGACCCCGAAGAAGAAGGAAAAUCCAUACGAAUUAUUGGGUCUACUAAAUAA
Necator americanus (New World hookworm) is the source of this 2640-nucleotide messenger RNA. RefSeq lists its product as uncharacterized. The transcript is spliced from 3 exons. Gene Ontology annotation, cellular component: nucleus. Gene Ontology annotation, biological process: chromatin remodeling. Bases 1 to 2640 code for a protein of 879 amino acids. The record is from RefSeq and is a predicted model, not a curated record. NCBI's taxonomy places the organism in Eukaryota, Metazoa, Nematoda, Chromadorea, Rhabditida, Ancylostomatidae. Gene Ontology annotation, molecular function: catalytic activity.